CCGCUCCUCGGGCUCAGUCCGCGCGGGCCGCGCCGCCUGCUCCCGCCGCUCCGGCAGCCGCCCCACGGCGCGCCAGCCCGGGGCCCCUCGCCCCCAGGCCCGGCUCCGGCCUGCCCGGGACCCGUCCCGCCCGCCCCGCUAGGCCGCCCGGGAAGAUGCGGCUGCUCCCGGAAUGGCUUCUCUUGCUCUUUGGUCCGUGGCUCCUGAGGAAGGUCGUCAGUGCCCAGAUUCCGGAGUCCGGGAGGCCGCAGUACCUGGAGCUGCGCCCCGCCGCGGCCAGAGGGGGCGCCCCUGGCCAACAGCUCGCGGUGCCGAGGGCUUCCCACGGCCUGGGCACCGCAGGCGCCUGGAGCUGGGCCUGGCCGGCUAAUCACACCCGGGCGCUGGCCCGGGCGGGGGCGCUGCCUGCGCGGCGCACCAAGAGGAAGCCGUCUAUCAAAGCGGCCCGCGCCAAAAAGAUCUUUGGCUGGGGGGACUUCUACUUCCGGGUACACACGCUCAAGUUCUCGCUGCUGGUGACCGGCAAGAUCGUGGACCACGUGAACGGUACCUUCAGCGUGUACUUCCGCCACAACUCGUCUAGCCUGGGCAACCUCAGCGUCAGUAUCGUGCCGCCCUCCAAGCGCGUCGAGUUUGGGGGCGUCUGGCUGCCCGGGCCGGCUCCCCACCCGCUGCAGUCUACGCUGGCCCUGGAAGGGGUGCUCCCCGGGCUGGGGCCCCCGCUGGGGAUAGCGGCCGCGGGACCCGGGCUAGGGGGUACCCUCGGGGGCGCGCUGGCGGGCCCAUUCGGGGGCGCGCUGGGAGUGCCCGGGGCCAAAGAGUCUCGCGCUUUCAACUGCCACGUGGAGUAUGAGAAGACAAACCGCGCGCGCAAGCACCGCCCGUGCCUGUACGACCCGUCGCAGGUGUGCUUCACCGAGCACACGCAGAGCCAUGCCGCCUGGCUCUGCGCCAAGCCCUUCAAAGUCAUCUGCAUCUUCGUCUCCUUCCUCAGCUUUGACUACAAACUGGUGCAGAAGGUGUGCCCAGACUAUAACUUCCAGAGUGAGCACCCUUACUUUGGGUAGCGCGCCUCGCCCUCGCCUGGGCCCUAAGCUUCCCGCCAAAUCCCGGCCUCCCUAAGUGGGACCCCUCCCUGUGCCCCGCAGCUCCUGUGGCCGCGUCCACCCCUUCCAUUCCGAGGGCGAAAGGAACAGCCCUCCCGGGGACCAUCAGCCAUCCGCCGCCUAGGUCCACCCUUUCCUCAUGGGGAGUGCCCACGAGGCAGCGGGGCGGCGGGGGUGGGGGGGAGAGGUAGUCCCCUCCGCUGCCUCCCAAAGUGAAGAGGCAAGAGCGCAGGCCUAGAAUAGGCGGGGCUUGGAGGCGGUCCCAGCGUCCCUCACGUCUGCGGUGGGUCCCCCCCUCAUGCCGCAGGCGCUGGGCUGGACAUUCCCUUUGUCCGCAUCUUUAAUGACGCCUGGCCUGGCACCCUCGUCGCACCCUUUCGUACCCCAGGCGCUUGUCCUCCUGUUCCACCCUGUCCCCACGUAAAGACUGUGAGGCCUAUAAACUGCGGCCUGUCCCCGACCCCUUCUGCCUGCCGGUAUGCCUGUCCGCCUUUCCCCGAAACCCUAAUUAGGGUAGCGGAAGGAGAACUCCUGGGCCUAGGCGAUCGACUGGGCGCCUGCCCUCUCUGCCCGCCUCCCUCUCGUCCCUGCAGUCCUGCUCCACCUGCCCCUUUCCGGCUGCUUCCUCUUGGUGAUAUUUUUCUACGCCAAAACAGACGGGAAAGGGAACAAAAUAAAGUGAAAUCCAAUACGUGUCUGUGUGAGAGACCUU
Molecule: messenger RNA, 1818 nt
Organism: Mirounga angustirostris (Northern elephant seal)
Lineage: Eukaryota; Metazoa; Chordata; Mammalia; Carnivora; Phocidae
Gene: NXPH4
Product: neurexophilin 4
Exons: 2
Coding region: 156-1067 (303 amino acids)
Molecular function (GO): signaling receptor binding
Source: RefSeq, a predicted model, not a curated record